Molecule: messenger RNA, 5158 nt
Organism: Pseudophryne corroboree (corroboree frog)
Lineage: Eukaryota; Metazoa; Chordata; Amphibia; Anura; Myobatrachidae
Exons: 17
Coding region: 188-2905 (905 amino acids)
Cellular component (GO): extracellular region
Source: RefSeq, a predicted model, not a curated record
ACAUGUGUAUAGUCUUCUCCCCUGUGUGUGACGGUGAGCGCUGACAUUCCCUGUUACCUGGCAGCUGUGGCCUGGAUGGGAGGAAAGCAGAUUCUGCCGGGAAGAGACUGACGGAUAAAAGCCAGCGUGGGUUCCCAAUGUCACUGCCAGAUUAUACCGGAAUUCCACCACCACCUACGUGUGACACAUGGCGUUCAACCAGAGAUUCGCAGGCCUUCAGCUCCAAGAACAAGGUAUUGACCUGAAACAGUUUGAAAGAGAUUUCCUGUCGGCCCAUAAUAAGUACCGGAAGCUGCAUGGGUCCCCGCCGCUACAGCUGAGCCAAGAUCUCUGCAAGUCAUCGCAGAAAUGGGCCGACUACCUGCUCUCUAUCCGGGCCCUCCAGCACAGCGACACCGAUUUGGGAGAGAACCUCUACUACAAAAGCUCCUCUAGCUCCAAGGGCCUACCAGGUAACGAGCCGGUGGACAGCUGGUAUAGCGAGAUUGAAAAUUAUAACUUCAGCAAACCUGGCUUCUCCAGCAACACAGGUCACUUCACACAGGUGGUCUGGAAGGACUCAAAGGAAGUUGGAUUUGGGGUGGCCACGGAUGGGAAAAGAGUGUACUUUUUGGUGGCACAGUAUAGCCCAGCUGGCAACAUCACCAACCCAGGCUAUUUUGAAAAGAACGUGCUGCCCCCUGGAGAAGCGUCACCUGCGGAUAGCACUGGAUCCAACUCGCGGUGGAAACCAGCCGGCAACAAGGAACCGGUAGAGAAUAAUUACAACGACAGAAAACCUUUCUCAGACACUGGCAGAGGUGCUGAAGGAAGCCAGUUCGAGAGAGACUUUGUCAGUGCCCAUAACACGUACAGGAAGAGGCACGGGGCAUCGCCGCUGCAGCUGAACCGGGACCUCUGCCGCUCGGCGCAGGAAUGGGCGGACCACCUACUCUCCAUCCGGACGUUGAAGCACAGCGGGACCGACCAUGGGGAAAACCUGUACUACAAAUACAGCUCUAGCACCAGGGAAUUGCCAGGUCAGGAGCCCGUGGACUCGUGGUACGAGGAGAUAAAGAACUAUGAUUUCGGAAGGCCCGGUUUCCGCAGUAACACAGGUCACUUCACGCAGGUCGUCUGGAAGGACUCGAAAGAGGUCGGCGUUGGGGUGGCCACAGACGGCAAUGGACUUUUCUUUGUGGUGGGACAGUACAACCCCGCUGGGAAUAUCACCAACCCAGGGUACUUUGAGAAGAACGUGCUGCCAACCGGAUCAGCACCAUCAACGGACAGCGAUGGAUCUGGCUCACGUUGGAAACCUGGGACCUCCAAGUCAUAUGUACCGGAGAAGACUGGAGACAGGAAACCUGUGGCUGGGGUCGUUCGACCGGUAAAACUGGGCACCUUUGAGCAGGAAGCGUUGGAUGCGCACAACAAGUUGCGGCAGAUGCAUGGAGCACCCCCCCUACAGCUCUCCCGCGACUUGAGCGAAUCCAGCCAGAAAUGGGCCGACCAUCUUCUGUCCAUCAAUGCUCUUCAGCACAGUAACACCAACCAUGGAGAGAACCUGUGGUACAAGUGGAACUCAAACGUCUGGGACGCCUCAGGCUCCGAGGUUGUGGAAACCUGGUACAGCGAGAUAAAGGACUACAAUUUCAGCAAGCCCGGCUUUCAGUCUAACACGGGUCACUUUACGCAGGUGGUUUGGAAAGACUCCAGAGAAGUUGGCAUCGCCAAGGCUGUGGACGGUAAAGGAAUGGUGAUCGCAGUUGCCCAGUACAGCCCAGCUGGGAACAUCACCAACCCCGGCUACUUCCAGAAGAAUGUCCUGCCAAAGGGCACCCCGGUAACUGAGGGGACGGCAGGUCCUAGCGACAGAGGGACAGCGGGAAGUUACUAUCCGCCAGCCCGCGGGGAGGAUUCUGCCGCAUCGUCCUCCGUAGACACAAGGGCGUUUGCGCUGGAGUUCCUGAAGAUCAACAACACUUACCGGUCGCAGCACGGAGCCAGACCCCUGCAGCUGAAUUCCAGGAUAAGCCAGGAGGCUCAGAAAUGGGCAGAGCACCUCCUGACGCUGAAGACCCUGAAGCACAGCGACACGUCCUGCGGGGAGAACAUCUGGGCCAAGACUGGAGGCCCAACAAUCACGGUGACAGGACAGGAAGUGGCCGACAGCUGGUACAAGGAAGAAAAGAACUACAACUUCUCCAAGCCGGGACACCAGCCAGACACAGGUCACUUCACCCAGAUGGUAUGGAAGGCAUCCAAGGAGGUCGGAGUUGGCGUGGCAUCCAGCGGGAAAGGGAUGUACAUCGUUGUAGCCCAGUACAACCCAUGCGGCAACGUCACCAACCCCGGGUUCUACUCUCGCAACGUUCUCCCUCGGGGAUCGAAGGUGACAGAUGACGACGAUGAUGAAGACGGUUUUGUGAAGGACUCAGCUACGAAUGGCAUUGUUGAUAUUCCAGAGAGAGAACUGAAAUCAUUCCGCAAAGAGCUGCUGAGCGAACACAACAAGUACCGCCGCCUGCACGGAUCCGGAGCGCUGCAGCUGAACGCGGGUCUGUCGCAGGAGGCACAGAAAUGGGCUGACCACUUGGUGGGGAUCCGAGCUCUGCAGAACAGCGAUACGGAACGAGGGGAGAACCUCUGGUACCGGUGGGGCACAGACGCCAGCCUGCCUUCUGGGAAGGAGGUGGCUGAAUCCUGGUACAAUGAGAUAACAAAGUACAAUUUCAAUAGCCCUGGUUUCCAGAGCGGUGCAGGUAACUUCACCCAGAUGAUCUGGAAAGGAUCAAGCCAGGUUGGGUUCGGGCUGAGCACGGACAAUAAAGGAAUGUACAUCGCCGUCGGCUUCUACGACCCAGCCGGCAAUAUCGCCAACAAAGGAUACUUUGACGACAACGUUCUGCCCAAGAAGAAGUGAUUGGGAACAAUGAUUGGUCCUCUCCGUCCACCAAAACCUGAUUGAUUGAUUUGAACGAGAGCUCCCUCUAGUGGCAGUGCUCUGUCACUACUGCGCUCAGGGAUUCUGGCAAUUUGGGUUUCUCAACCUCUGUGUAGCUCCGCAAAUUUUAAAAACGUUGCUUCUUUCGUGGAAAAGGGAAUCCAGUUUUAUACUAAAGUAAAAAGAAUGGAUAUAGUCUUAGACGUUUUUGGAAAAAUGAAGGCUUACCCGGUCCCAUUCACUUACCAAGUGAUACUGUCAUCGCCGGGAUCUAUACUCAGUCAUGAUUUAAACAGAAAGAGGCAACAUACAGCGACACUUAUGCCUCCCACUCCAAUCCAUCAGUCCGCACCCACAGUCUGACACGCCCUCUUUCAGUAGGCCCCACCCUUAUUAGGGUCAGAAAAUUGGGAUAAUUAGGAGGUAUUUACAUUGGGAUAACGUUACCUUGCUCUGAUGUGUGGGGAUAUAUUGAAUCUGCCAUAGAAAUGAACUGCUAAAAAUGUCCGGAAACGUGGAUGGAGUUUUGUGGGAUGACGAUAUGACAUGAAGUGGGUGUAUUUUGCACUAUCUAUCCUCUCACAGCUUUCGUAUUACUAUGCUAAUGAAGGAUAAUUAGGCCACAUGGCGAGUUAUGGUUAGCGACGGCCCUUAGUUGUCUCUUUGCACUCUGCAGGGAUAGUUACAUAGUUUGUCUGCAGUAAAUCUGCUCCCAAUGGUCCAUAUACCUUACAGCCAUAGCUGCGCUUGUGAAGUUGCAUCCGCCCUGGUGGAUUGUAAAACUGCCUUCUAAUCCAGCAGCGCCGCGAGGGGUAAACCGUGGGUACAAGUUAAAAGGGGGUGUUUCUCCAAGGGAACACCCUGGUAAAGUGUUGUUUACAUAACACUGCUCUGUUACCUAAUACUCUGUGUGUCUUAUGGCUGUUUGUGAUGUCUUCAUUCUUUAUUUUGUUUUUUAUAUGUGUGGUGGGCAAGCACAGCCGAUCAAUUUACUGGGUCGUGGUUACACCACCGAGGCACGAGCCACUUUGUGUCUCGGAGUUCUCUCUAGUUCUUGGCCAAUUGAUAAGCUGCAGUCACACAGGGGGCCGUUCAUCACACAAAAUGGCUACAUACACAGCAGGUCCGUUUUAAGGUAGAAACUCCUAUGUAUCUGGAAAGAGUGGCUUGCUGAGGGUAAAUCCGAGAACCCGCAGUGUUAGACCACUAAUGUUCAAGCACUAUGGUUUCAUUUGCAACUUUUUUUUUCAAAGUUUUUUUUUUGUUUAGUUUUUAAUACUCCAAAGCUGUCCGCACACAUACUGUACUGCGAUGCUGCAGUCAUUUGCAGUCACUCCAGAUACUGCAGCAUUUCUGAAUCCAUAAGACCGCGAUUCCAGGUUGUAUCAAAACUGAUAGGAUCACGAUCAGUCAUAGGGUGAUGUAUAUCAAAGCUUGGAGAGAGAUAAAGUGCAAGCCAGUCAGUGCCAAUCAAGUUGAUUGGUUGAUACUUUAUCUCUCUCCAAGUUCUGCUAAAUGUCCCCCAUGGUGCGGGGAAAAAAUGCCCCAUAAAUAACCGUAAGAUCCCGUGCGUGUGAUUGCCAUCCACAAUAAUGGGCAGUAGUAAAGCCACAACGGAUCCGGUUGCACAGCCUGAGAGGCGAAUGGGGGGGGUGAGUGUUCUCGUCUGAUAUGGGGACACGUCUGUGGUAAAUUUGGGCACUGAUCCAAAUUUUUUUUAGCCCUCAAGGAUCAAAUGAUUAAAAUAGAAGGUUCUAUGUAGGUACUUAAUUGCCGGAACGCUGCACUACUUGAUGCUCUAUCUAAACCGCUUUAAAAUGGAUUUUAAUAAUGAGCUUUAAAGUACCUAAACCCAGCUGCUGAUACUACCCUGCCAUUAUACCAUGUGAGUGUCAGAGCUUGUGCCUCUUACGGUGAUUGGGAAUGGAUCAUAAAUAUUUUUUUACACGGUAAAGCUGGACGAGCGCCCUGGAAAAUAUCUCACUGGUGUGCCGAAUCCCUUUCACCCCCCCUGCACGUAAACGGGAACAUGGGGUAGGGAGUACAUUGGUCAAAUAUUUUCCUAGGUGGUCGGGCAGCUUGGAGUAGGGAUAUUUUUUUAAUGCCACUCUCUGGACAACGUUACGAAGGUUUCUGGGUCAUACCACUAAUGUCAAUGCAGUCUGAAUGUGCUACAUUCUCCCUAGCCACUGCCGUAUGUCCUUGUUAUCUAUUAAAAAAAACAAAAACAAA